Molecule: messenger RNA, 7325 nt
Organism: Podarcis muralis (Common wall lizard)
Lineage: Eukaryota; Metazoa; Chordata; Lepidosauria; Squamata; Lacertidae
Source: RefSeq, a predicted model, not a curated record
GUCCUCUUCUCAUUAUUUAUUUCCCUCCACCUCUUCUCUUCCCCUCCGUCUCUCCUCCUUCCUUCAGUCUUAUUUUAUCUUUCUAUUACAAAUAAUGUCUCUGGAAUAAUAUCACAGCCUAGUUCCAGGAGCUAUGCAUGUUAUUCAAGAGUGAUGUUCUGCAGCGGCGUCCAUGAUGUUCAGCCUUGGCACAUGCUCUCUCAGCGCUCACAUGCUCCCCGAAUCAGGCUCUUACCCUCCUGGCGGCAGCCCUGAACUGGACAGCGACUCGCAGAGGUGCAUGCUGGCCCUGCCGGAGGAAGAAGCAUGGCGGAAGCACCGGCUGGGUUUGAUGCAGCCCGCUCAGUCCUGCAGCCUGCUGGAGCCAGAGACCUUGACGGACACGCUCGUCUCGCGCACCACCAGCUUCGACGGCCUCUACGAACUGCGCUCCCAGGAGAGGGAAUCCAGUUUGGGGUUGGAGGGCGGCAGCACGUUGGACGUGGGGCAGAGCCAACUCAUUCCCGUGAGCCCAGAAGUCAUCAAGCGCCGGCGAGGGGGCCUGAUUGAACAGCGAGAUAUCAUCAAGGCGCACGAAGCCCACAAGAUGCAGAGCACGCCGCAGGCGAGGCGGAAGGAGUGGGAGAUGGCUCGCUUUGGAGAGGCGAUGGCUGGCAGGCUGGGAUCCGGAGAUGGAGCUGCCGAGCAGAACAGGAACCGCCAGGGAGCCCCGGCCCCUCCGGGGGGGACCCCGGUAGCGUACAAGCAAACCAAAGCCCAACGGGCCAGGACUAUGGCACUGUACAACCCUAUACCCGUCCGUCAGAACUGCUUCACAGUCAACAGAUCUCUCUUCAUUUUUGGGGAAGACAACAUUGUCAGGAAAUAUGCCAAGAAGCUGAUCGACUGGCCUCCUUUUGAAUACAUGAUUCUGGCAACCAUCAUCGCAAACUGCAUCGUUCUGGCCCUGGAACAGCACCUUCCUGAAGACGACAAGACACCUAUGUCUCGGAGAUUAGAGAAGACAGAACCUUAUUUCAUUGGGAUCUUUUGCUUUGAAGCUGGCAUUAAAAUAGUCGCUUUGGGAUUCGUUUUCCACAAGGGCUCCUAUUUACGGAACGGAUGGAAUGUCAUGGAUUUCAUUGUGGUCCUGAGCGGCAUCCUCGCCACAGCAGGGACCCAUUUCAACACCCAUGUGGACCUGAGGACGCUGCGGGCAGUGCGAGUGCUCAGACCCUUGAAGCUUGUCUCAGGCAUUCCUAGUUUACAGAUUGUGCUCAAAUCCAUCAUGAAGGCAAUGGUGCCUCUCCUGCAGAUUGGUCUCCUCCUCUUCUUCGCCAUCCUGAUGUUUGCCAUCAUUGGCCUGGAGUUCUACAGCGGAAAGCUUCACCGGGCUUGCUACGUAAACAAUUCAGGUGAAUUGCAAGAGUUGGACCCGCCUCAUCCCUGUGGGGUGCAGGGAUGCCCUGCAGGUUAUGAGUGCAGAGAGUGGAUUGGUCCCAACGACGGGAUCACCCAGUUUGACAACAUCCUCUUUGCUGUGUUGACUGUCUUCCAGUGCAUCACCAUGGAAGGAUGGACUACAGUGCUGUACAAUACCAAUGAUGCCUUAGGAGCCACCUGGAACUGGCUGUACUUUAUCCCCCUCAUCAUUAUUGGAUCUUUCUUUGUUCUCAACCUCGUCCUUGGAGUGCUUUCUGGGGAAUUUGCCAAAGAGAGAGAGCGAGUGGAAAAUCGCCGGGCCUUCAUGAAACUGAGGAGGCAGCAGCAGAUUGAACGGGAGCUGAACGGCUACCGGGCUUGGAUAGAUAAAGCAGAGGAAGUCAUGCUGGCUGAAGAGAACAAGAAUUCUGGCACAUCGGCAUUAGAAGUUCUCAGGAGGGCGACCAUUAAAAGGAACCGGACAGAAGUCAUGAAUCGUGACUCCAGUGAUGAGCGUGUGGAUAUCUCCUCUGUGGGCACCCCCCUCGCUCGGGCCAGCAUCAAGAGCGCCAAACUGGAUGGCGCCUCGUAUUUCCGACACAAGGAGCGGCUCCUGCGCAUCUCUGUCCGCCACAUGGUGAAAUCCCAGGUGUUCUAUUGGCUCGUCUUGAGCAUCGUGGCCCUCAACACGGCCUGUGUGGCCAUCGUCCAUCACAGCCAACCUCCUUGGCUCACACACCUCCUCUACUAUGCAGAGUUUAUAUUUCUGGGCCUCUUCCUCCUAGAGAUGUCCUUGAAGAUGUACGGGAUGGGGCCCCGACUUUAUUUCCAUUCUUCUUUCAACUGCUUUGACUGUGGGGUCACGGUGGGAAGCAUCUUCGAAGUGGUUUGGACGAUCUUCAGACCUGGAACCUCUUUUGGGAUUAGCGUCUUACGAGCCCUGCGGCUUCUAAGGAUAUUUAAAAUCACAAAGUAUUGGGCUUCCUUGAGGAAUUUGGUGGUCUCACUGAUGAGUUCUAUGAAGUCUAUUAUCAGCCUCCUCUUCCUCCUUUUCCUCUUCAUUGUAGUCUUUGCCCUGCUUGGGAUGCAGCUCUUUGGUGGCAGAUUUAAUUUUAUGGAUGGGACUCCUUCUGCAAACUUUGACACCUUCCCUGCAGCCAUCAUGACAGUUUUCCAGAUUUUGACAGGGGAAGACUGGAAUGAAGUGAUGUACAAUGGAAUUCGCUCCCAAGGUGGCGUCAGCUCAGGAAUGUGGUCGUCCAUCUACUUCAUCAUCCUCACGCUAUUUGGAAACUAUACCCUGCUUAAUGUUUUCUUGGCCAUUGCUGUGGAUAACCUAGCUAAUGCGCAGGAGCUGACAAAGGAUGAGCAGGAAGAAGAAGAGGCUUUUAAUCAGAAGCACGCCUUGCAGAAAGCCAAGGAAGUCAGUCCAAUGUCUGCUCCCAACAUGCCUGCUAUAGAAAGAGACAGAAGGAGGAGACACCACAUGUCGAUGUGGGAACCGCGCACCAGCAACCUGAGGGAGAGGAGAAGGAGGCAUCAUAUGUCUGUGUGGGAACAGCGGACCAGCCAGCUGCGCCGCCACAUGCAGAUGUCCAGCCAGGAGGGCAUCAACAAGGACGACCCUUCUCUGCUCAACCCUCAUGCCAACGCUUUUCGGAGGAGAAGGCUGCUGGAGAACAGUGGCCUCGAAAAGAACGAGGAGGAGCGGACGGAAAAGUCAGAGCGGGCAAACGAAGAAGGGACGGCCCUGCAAAUCCCAGGUUCCAAUCCCUGCCCAGGCAGCAUGGAAGACCAGAAGAGCGUGUGGCACCACAAAUCCUUCCACGGGAACUGCGAUCUGAACGAGCAGGAAGGCGGAGCGAGCGUGACCUUUGAGGACAGGGCCCGGCUCAGGCAAAGCCAGAGGCGCAGCCGACAUCGCAGGGUGAGGACGGAAGCCAAGGAGAACAGGUCGGCCAGCCAAGAGGCCGGCCCCGAAGCGGUCAGCCCCGCAGAGGGAGAGCAGAACCAGGAGCAGAAGAAGAACGAGGAGGAAAAGGAGGGCUUGAUCGAAAAGGAGCCGGUGGUUGGCGAGGAGCUGAAAAGGACCAAUGAAGCCCCAGCCAAAGAUGCCGAGUUUGCAGCGGCCCCCCAAGAGCCAAGCCCCUCGGAAGGCCACCUUGAGCUGGACAAAGGCAAGGAUGCUAGUCCAACUGAGCAGGAUGGCAGCAGCUUGGAUACAAGUGAGCAGGCGCUCCUGGGGGACCUGCCCAUGGAGACAGGCAGGACUAUCAGCAGGAGUGAGCCCGAUCUCUCCUCCGUCACAACCAACAUGGAGAAAGCCACCGAGAGCACCACCAUCAUGAUUGACGUCCAAGACUCUGCUGUGGUACAGAUUAGCAACAAGACAGAUGGAGAAGCCAGCCCUUUGAAGGAGGCAGAGACAAAGGAAGAGGAGGAAGCAGAGGCAGAGAAGAAGAAGAAGAAGCAGAAAAAGAAGAAACCCGUAGGCAAACCCAUGGUGCCUCACAGCUCGAUGUUUAUCUUCAGCACCACAAACCCAAUCCGAAGAGUCUGCCAUUACAUUGUCAACCUGCGCUAUUUUGAGAUGUGCAUCCUUCUGGUGAUUGCAGCAAGCAGCAUUGCCUUGGCAGCGGAGGACCCCGUCCUGACCAACUCCGAGAGGAAUAAAGUCCUGAGAUAUUUCGACUAUGUUUUCACUGGCGUCUUCACCUUUGAGAUGGUUAUCAAGAUGAUAGAUCAGGGAUUAAUCCUGCAAGACGGCUCCUAUUUCCGAGAUCUCUGGAACAUCCUGGACUUCAUUGUGGUGGUUGGAGCCCUGAUGGCCUUUGCCUUGGCGAAUGCUUUGGGGACGAACAAAGGUCGGGACAUAAAAACUAUUAAGUCUCUGCGUGUUCUGCGAGUCUUGAGGCCUUUGAAGACCAUCAAGAGGCUGCCCAAACUCAAGGCCGUCUUUGACUGCGUCGUAACUUCGUUGAAGAACGUCUUCAACAUCCUCAUUGUCUACAAGCUCUUCAUGUUCAUCUUUGCGGUCAUCGCAGUUCAGCUCUUCAAGGGCAAAUUCUUCUAUUGUACGGACAGUUCAAAAGAUACAGAGAAAGACUGCAUAGGCCACUAUGUGGACCACGAGAAAAACACGAUGGAAGUGAAAUGCCGAAAAUGGAAGCGCCACGAAUUCCACUACGACAAUAUCAUGUGGGCUCUGCUUACCCUCUUCACUGUCUCCACCGGAGAGGGGUGGCCGCAGGUUCUGCAGCAUUCGGUGGAUGUGACUGAGGAGGACCGCGGCCCCAGCCGCAGCAACCGCAUGGAGAUGUCCAUUUUCUAUGUGGUGUAUUUUGUGGUCUUCCCUUUUUUCUUUGUGAACAUCUUUGUGGCUCUCAUCAUCAUCACUUUCCAGGAGCAAGGAGACAAAAUGAUGGAGGAGUGCAGCCUCGAGAAGAACGAGAGAGCAUGCAUUGACUUUGCCAUCAGUGCCAAACCCCUCACCCGCUACAUGCCGCAAAACCGGCACACCUUUCAGUACCGGGUCUGGCACUUUGUGGUCUCCCCAUCGUUUGAGUACACCAUUAUGGCGAUGAUAGCACUGAACACUGUGGUUCUAAUGAUGAAGUACUAUUCUGCUCCCUACACCUACGAACUAGCUCUGAAGUACCUGAACAUUGCUUUUACCAUGGUUUUCUCACUGGAAUGUGUCCUGAAAAUUAUAGCUUUUGGCUUUCUGAAUUAUUUCCGCGACACCUGGAACAUCUUUGAUUUCAUCACCGUGAUUGGCAGCAUUACAGAAAUUAUCUUGACGGACAGCAAGCUGGUCAAUACCAGCAGCUUCAACAUGAGCUUUCUGAAGUUGUUCCGGGCUGCCCGUCUCAUCAAAUUGCUUCGCCAAGGUUACACCAUCCGCAUUCUGCUGUGGACUUUUGUGCAGUCCUUCAAGGCCCUCCCCUACGUCUGUCUCCUGAUUGCAAUGCUCUUCUUCAUUUACGCCAUCAUUGGGAUGCAGGUUUUUGGGAAUAUCAAACUAGAUGAAGAAAGCCACAUUAAUCGUCACAACAAUUUCCGCAGCUUUCUGGGCUCACUGAUGCUUCUUUUCAGGAGCGCCACAGGGGAGGCGUGGCAGGAGAUCAUGCUUUCAUGCCUGGAAGGGAAAGGAUGUGAGUCGGACACCACAGCAACAUCUGGGCAGAACGAGAACGAGCGAUGCGGCACAAAUCUGGCAUACGUAUACUUUGUCUCCUUUAUCUUCUUCUGCUCCUUUUUGAUGCUCAAUCUCUUUGUGGCUGUCAUCAUGGACAAUUUUGAAUACCUGACUCGAGAUUCCUCCAUCUUGGGACCGCAUCACCUUGACGAAUUUGUCCGGAUUUGGGCAGAGUACGACAGAGCUGCGUGUGGCAGGAUCCUGUAUAAGGAUAUGUACACAUUAGUACGGGUGAUCUCGCCUCCUCUGGGCCUGGGAGAGAACUGUCCCUACAGGGUGGCGUACAAGGUUUGCCUCCCAAUCCCCAGCCACAACCCGGCAAUGGGAACAUCCUGUUAAACCCCUCCUUCCCAACCCUCUGCUCUGCCACCACUGCUCCUCAUCAGGCAUUGCUUUAACCUGAGUUUAAAGAGAUCCACACCCUUUCAGAACCAGCAGCUGUUGGGGCCAGGAAGGGAUGGGGAGCGGGGAGAAGGCUUUGGUUUGUCUGCCUAAGCUGCAAAUUCAUUCUGGUCCUCUAAAGGUUUUCCUUCCUUUCUUUUCUUUUGCGGGUUGUGUCUCCUGCGCACGGAUUAUACACCCGGGAAGCACGACCUUUGCCUCUCGGAUCAGAGCCCUCUCUGAUGGCACAUCUUUUAUCUUCCGAGUGGGCACUGCUAUUGCUCUUUAACCAGUGCGGCUACAAAACAAUGCAGAAGAAAAUGCGAGGCAAGGGGUUGAGGGACAAAAAGGAAAGCGAGGAGGACAUGGGGAGAAAGAUGUCGUCACCAGAGACUCGGUUCUGAAGGUGUUACAGUUUUAAGCACAGGAGCUCUGGUUAUCGAAUCUUGCACUGUUUCUGACCCUCCAGAGUAAUGCCAUUGGGGUUCACGAUGUAUCUCCUAAGAGUGCUAUUCAGUUUGCCAGACUCAACAUCCUGAUUUAUGCCAGCUCUCAGUGACAUCUGCUGUACCCUGAGGGUUCAUACAGCUGACUACUCCUCAGCCAAAAAGUUUUAAAACCCCACUCAACAAGGAAAACUAGCAUUUCAGAUGAUAGAAGGCUAAUCUAGAAGAACCCUUGCCCCCAAUAUCUAAUUUUCUAUGUGGAAGGAAUAUUUUUUAUUUAUUUUUUUUUGUAUGAAAGAAGACUCUAUCUCCCAUGCAGUCUGAAGUGAUGCAGAUUGCCAUCUCAGUAAGACCUAGGCCCUAAUGAAUGUUUAUUUGAAAGCAUUGUCCAUUGUGGCUAUCUCUAUUUUCCCUACACACACACACACACAUGCGUGUCAAAUUCUUAUUUUUUUGACCUGACAGAUUGUUGGAAAGCAUUUAGAUUGUUCUUAUAUUUUGGCAAAUUGCAAGCUCUGAUCACCUUGUAUUUCUUGAGAGCUUUGGCUGUUUAUUCUUUGCAAGUCAUUGGCAGUAAACAAUGGUUUCAACCUUCAUUAUGCCAAGAAAAAACCACUCAGUUUAGAUGAGGACUAGGAUUAAAGUUUGUUCCAUCCCUUGUAGUUGAGUAAGCUUCAAAAUAAAUAAAUAAAAAUGCAAUCUAAGCUGUCAUCUACAUAAGAGAAGCUGCAAAAGAACCUCAGAUUCGUGCGUUAUUCCUUUACCAGCUCAAAAACUCAUUCUUGAAACCCACUCGCAAUGAUUUCUAUUGUGAUUUAACAAAUGACGGCCAAGAUGGGUUAACCUUACAGAAUAAUUAACUUUGUAAGUUUAGCAAGAGUUCAGCCUCCACCUAAAUA